Messenger RNA from Durusdinium trenchii, 2934 nucleotides. NCBI's taxonomy places the organism in Eukaryota, Dinophyceae, Suessiales, Symbiodiniaceae. The record is from the annotation of a GenBank genome assembly.
AUGUCCGCGGCACAUGGACUCAAGUCGCUUCAGCCGGCGCUGACCCGGGGCGACCGAUGGGGUUCUGUGCCUCGCACGGUCGACGCCUGGCGUCGCGUGGAGGAUGAAGAGCUGAAGGAUCACGCACGGCAACUGCAGGAGAGCUCGGGAGAGGCGACGAUCCACGCCGCGGGUUCCGCGCGACCGAGCGAGCGAGUUCCGGCGAGUUGCGGCGAGUUCCGAGUGACGGAGGCCUUGGAGGUUCAGGCCGACUUGACGGCCUUGCCCUCGCGGAUCUUCGGCGCGGGUCCUGAGUGGGUCCUGAGGGAGUGCGCACGGAGCAGCUUUUCCUUCGAGCCCUUUCGGGACCUCUCGUUGGAGAUCACCGAGGUUGGAAACCAGUUCCACCCGCCACGGGUUGAGGCCACGGACAAUCUGGAGGAUAUGUUAAAGCUUUUCACCGCGCCCGAACGGCUCGACAAGCAGAACUCCUGGAAGUGCCUGGACCGAGUGAUGAUGCAGUGGAGGGGUGGAGGGGGAAAAGGGGAGAAGGAAGCUGAGGCAAGAGAAGGCUUGGAGAGAACGCUGAAGCCAGGAAGUCCAACACCGUGGGAGCGGUCUCGCACCGCGCGUUCGAUGCAGAACGCCGCGCUGUCUCGCAUCGAGCCGUGCAUCGAGCAGGGAGACCACCGACCGUGCUUCCGCAGGGCUCUCUACGAGGUCUUGACCUUCGAGGUUGUCUUCUCCGAGGUCGGUGACUUCGACUACGACUUUGCUCGUGAUUGGGCCCUGGCUUUCUUCACCUUGGAUAAGUACGGUGACUUCAACAUCCUCUCCAUCGUCUACGGACCGGCUCGGCUCUUGGCUAUGUCCUGGCCUCUGGCCUCGUGCGACUCGCCUGACGAUUUGAUCCGCAAGUUAGCAUCCUCACCAUUGGUGCGGCAGUCACUACCGAACACGGCUGCCAUUUGUGCUCAAUACUUUCAGUUCCGUCGAGCACCUGGUGAACAGAUGGGCUCAUUCCUCAUCCGCGAGACGUUGGGCUACAGCGAGUUCGUUGAGGCGGUCACCAGGCUCUAUGAAGAGCAACAGAGCAUCUCCCAAGAGUCGAAGGACUAUGGCAUUCCACGAGGCAGCGAUGACACCUCCUGCAACGCUGACUCCAGCUGGGCAUGGCAUGCCGAUGACUGGCAUGAAGAUCAUGAAGGGUACCAUCAACUUCAACCAGAAUCACCUGGCCACGAUUCAGGACAGAGAGAAGAAGCUGCUUCGGCGACCGGGCGUUCACCUGACGCUCGUAGCCGACGAUCUGCUGGCGUUUCCGUUCAGCACUCCCAGUCCUUUGGGAUGCCUGAAGCGAUCGAUGAGCUGACCUUUGCCGACAGCUUCAUUAUGGGCGUCCUCCGUGGUUGGAGACUUCCACAAGCAGCUGGCCUUACACAUGAAGAGAAGAGAGACAUCCUCUCAACGACCCAGAACAAGAUAGACUACGACUCCAUUUCGAGGGCACUUCAGACCCUUUGGGAUGACCAACUCCUUGGCCGACACCAGUCAUUUGGAGGACAGCAACUUCAAGCUCAUGUCCAAGAACAAGAUGAUCCUAGUUGGCACGAAGCUCACUGGUCUGAUGCCUGGCCAGAAGAUUGGCACCAGAGCUGGUAUGUAGAACCAGCUCAUGAUGAUGAAGAUUGGUCCUGGCAUGAACAACAUGAUGACUUCGUUCAGGACCUCGCCAACCAUCCAUCGAAUGACAUGGACAUGGACUCCAAGCUUCAUGACAUGAAGCCCAACAAGCUGAGCAUGUUGCAGAGCAAAUGGCUGCAGAGAGAUUGUCCUGACAAACGUCACUCCUUUCAUCCCCGGUAUGGCAAGGGCAAAUCCCACUUCAUGAUGGACCCCUACAUGGAUGAUUUCUAUAGCUACCACAAGGGCUACUCCAAGGGGAAGAAGGGUAAGAAAAGUGCAUUUCUUGGGGAUUUGGAGCAUGAAGACAUGUACUUCAAGGGCAAACUCAACAAGGGCAAGGGACCACCCCGCACUUUUGUCAAUGUGUACUCCCCCGAGCCGACGGGCAUGGAGACUCAGCAGCAAGACCAGGAGCCACUUCCUACCUUCCCCGCCACCACCUUGGGCGACCAUGAGGGCAUGCUAGAUUGCGGUGCCGCAGCGUCCGCAGGACCUGAUGUGGCGGUUCGGGGCCUGAUUCAGGCCGUGCUUUCACAAGACAAAGCCGCGAUCAUUGAGAUCGACAAGUCCGCUCGCCCGUAUUUCAGGUAUGGGAAUGGGAAGUGGGGCCGCGCUUGGUAUCGUGUUCACAUCAGCAGCAUGGCAUCCGGAUCGUUGCGGAAGUUCAGCAUUUAUGCGCUCCCAAAUCCUCCUGAUAUGGCACAGCCGCGGUUCACGAGAGCUAUGUUGGUCCCUAUCUUGGUUGGCAUGGAUCACUUGGGUGACAAUGGAGCUGCAUUAAUGGUGGACUUCAACACGGGUAUGGCCCUCAACACCUUGGAAGAGAACCCCCAACCAUAUCAACUUCGUCGCAACCACAAGGGUCACUGUGUCAUGGACAUCAAGCAGUACCUUACUGGCGGGAACCACAACCAUGCGGGUCAUGCCACCAUCCGUGUCGGUGUGAUUGCCCACAUCAAGUCGAAGACUCCCGCCAAAGCUCCUCUACCAGAUUGGGACUACGACCGGAAGCUCAGUUGGGACACCAUCCAGAUCAAUGGCCAUGCUAUGGAACCCAUGUCCCGGCGACGAAGACCAACAACGCCCAUGCGAUGGGGCAGCAUUGCAGUGUGCAACCUCCGCCUGCUCUAUGUCCCUUGGAAAGGCAGUGCAGCCAACCACAUGCAGAACCAGCACCCGAAGAUGGUGGCCAGGAUGCUCAGCGAGCUUCACACUUUGAUGGAGGGAGCUCGUCCGACAGCAGCCAUAUGCCUGGCCAUGAUGGAAAAG